Messenger RNA from Pelmatolapia mariae (spotted tilapia), 831 nucleotides. RefSeq names its product prostaglandin reductase 1-like. Bases 1 to 831 code for a protein of 276 amino acids. Lineage: Eukaryota; Metazoa; Chordata; Actinopteri; Cichliformes; Cichlidae. Gene Ontology annotation, biological process: prostaglandin metabolic process. The transcript has 6 exons. The record is from RefSeq and is a predicted model, not a curated record. Gene Ontology annotation, molecular function: 15-oxoprostaglandin 13-reductase [NAD(P)+] activity.
AUGUGCUGGAUCUACCAGGAGCUUGAAGCCCCCGCCGGUAUAGCCUACAGGGUCAUUGAGGCACUCAAGCUUCCCCACCACGACAAGAAUAUAUAUCCCACUGCUUGUUUCAUCAGGCCUUUCAGCAGAGUUACCAUGAAGGAAGGAAAUGUGAUGAUUGGAACUCACACUAACAUGAUCCAGAGUAAAAAUCCAGCGUUUCCUGUGGGAAGUCAUGUUGUGAGUACCAGCGGGUGGAGAACCCACACACUCAGUGAUGGGACCGGCCUCACUCCCAUCCUGUCUGAGUGGCCUAAGUGGUCUGUGUCCCUGUCUCUGGGUGCCAUGGGGAUGCCCGGACUGACGGCUGUUUAUGGGAUAGAAGAAGUGUUGGGACUCCAGAAGGGUGAGACCCUGCUGGUAAACGCUGCAGCUGGAGCAGUGGGCUCCGUGGUGGGACAGAUCGCCAAGAUCAAGGGCUGGAAGGUGGUGGGCUCGGCAGGCUUUGAUGCCAAAGUGGCUUACCUCAAAGAGCUGGAAUUUGAUGAGGUCUUCAACUACAAAACUGUGGGUUCCCUGGAGGAGGCUCUGAGGAAGGCUUCACCAGAAGGAUACGAUUGCUUCUUUGAAAACCGGUCGCACCACCGUGGAAAACUGUGUUUCCAGCUACGACUGCCGAGGCUAAAGGCUAGCCCGGACUGCUUGGCUGCGCCACGGAGGCAGCCGCUAUGGACUGUCGGAGAGCUGGACAGUGACUGGCUAACGUGCUGUAACAGAGACAGCAUCGGGUCCGCAGGGAGUGGAUUUAGUGUGGGACUGGUGAAGGCGACCUACCGAGCAACGGAACUGUAA